Cydia amplana is the source of this 781-nucleotide messenger RNA. It is a transcript of the gene Alg14, whose product is annotated as UDP-N-acetylglucosamine transferase subunit ALG14 homolog. The transcript has 2 exons. Lineage: Eukaryota; Metazoa; Arthropoda; Insecta; Lepidoptera; Tortricidae. The record is from RefSeq and is a predicted model, not a curated record. Gene Ontology annotation, biological process: dolichol-linked oligosaccharide biosynthetic process. Gene Ontology annotation, cellular component: UDP-N-acetylglucosamine transferase complex. The coding region runs from base 123 to 764 and encodes 213 amino acids. Gene Ontology annotation, molecular function: N-acetylglucosaminyldiphosphodolichol N-acetylglucosaminyltransferase activity.
CAUAACCUUACUUACUUUAUAUUGUUGCAUACCUUGAUCAAAACAACAAUAAAACGACACUAUCUCAUUCAACAAGGUGACCUUACUUUAACUGAAUGCGUUCUGUUAUUUAAAAUUUAGACAUGGAAGUUAUGUAUCUGGGAUUGGCUAUACCAGCAGCAGUGGCCAUAUUCAUCGUUUCAAGAGCUCUUUAUUUGAUUAUACAAAUACUCUCUUCAAGUUGUCACUUAGAAAAACAUGCAUCUUUACGUACUAUUCUGUGCAUUGGAUCUGGUGGACAUACAACAGAAAUGCUUCGGCUCUCAAAAAAGCUAGAUUUACAUAAAUAUCGAGAUCGCUUGUACAUAAUUGCUGACAACGACACCAGUAGUGAAAUAAGAGUACAUAAAUCAAUUGAGAAAGGCACAAACUACACUAUUAGUAAAAUACCCAGAAGUAGGAAUGUGAGGCAGUCCUAUAUUACGUCUGUAUUCAGUACUCUGUAUGCUACAUUACAUACAGUUCCAGUUGUGUAUACAUUCAAACCAGAUGUUAUUUUUUGUAAUGGCCCCGGUACAUGUAUACCUAUUUGUAUAGUUGCUUUCAUAUUACGCUGUAUAUUUUUAUUAGACUGUAGGAUAGUGUUUGUGGAAAGCAUUUGUAGAGUAAGAACCUUGUCACUGUCAGGCAAGAUUUUACAAUAUUUUGCGGAUGUAAUGGUUGUUCAAUGGCCUUCGUUACGAGAUGUGUGUCCUAGAGCUAAAUAUUUUGGAAGGCUGACAUGAAUAAUUAUGCUGAAUCU